AUGAUCGAGAAGCAGGAUUUGGAAGGAGGCGAUCCGAAUUCAGAAUGUAUGAAACAGCCAGUAGAGUUACCCGUCCUGCCAAAGUCACUCACACUAGAAGAGAAGAAAUACCUUUUAGCCGUAGAGCGUGGAGACAAAGUUAACGUUAGAAGGAUACUUCAAAAAGCUCAUCGCAGAAAGGAUAUAGACAUGAACUGCGUAGAUGCAUUGGGUCGUGGAGCUCUCACUUUGGCAAUAGAUGGUGAAAAUCUGGAGAUGGUUGAGCUUCUUAUCGUCAUGGGCGUGGAAACCAGGGACGCACUCCUGCAAGCUAUCAAUGCGGAAUUCGUGGAGGCUGUUGAACUACUGCUUGAGCAUGAAAAAUUAAUCCAUAAACCAGGAGAACCAUACAGUUGGCAAAAAGUUGAUCCAAACACGGCGAUGUUUACUCGGGAUAUCACGCCACUGAUGCUCGCAGCACACAAGAACAACUACGAAAUCAUAAAGCUUCUGCUUGAUCGGGGAGCAACCUUGCCCGAUCCUCAUGAUAUUAGGUGUGGGUGCGACGAAUGUAUCUGUAAUUCUACGGAGGACUCCCUUCGGCACACCUUGGCACGUCUCAACGAGUAUCGAGCCCUCGCAUCUCCUUCCCUCAUAGCAUUAUCUUCCACUGAUCCCAUUCUCACCGCUUUUGAGUUGUCAUGGGAGCUCCGGAAUAUGGCUUUUGCUGAACAGGAGAGUAAAUCCGAAUAUUUGGAACUACGUCGCCAAGUUCAGAAGUUUGCUGUUGAUCUUCUGGAUCAGUCACGAAGCUCGCAAGAGCUGGCUGUUAUUCUUAAUCAUGAUUCAAAGGAAGCGCCAUUCAUUGAAGGCGAACAUAUGAAGUUAUCAAGGCUGGAGUUGGCGAUCAACUUUAAACAAAAGAAGUUUGUAGCGCAUCCAAACAUUCAACAGCUGUUGGCUUCCAUUUGGUACGAAGGAGUACCAGGUUUCCGUCGGAAAUCAGCUAUCGCGAAGGUCAUGACCAUAUUUCGCGUCGCAUUACUUUUCCCGUUCUACUGCAGCCUGUAUAUGAUAUCACCCAACUGCAAAAUCGGCAAGCUGGUGAGGAAGCCCUUUAUGAAGUUCUUGAUCCAUGCAUCGAGUUAUCUGUUCUUUCUUUUGAUUCUAAUUCUGGUAUCACAACGCGCUGAAGUGCAACUGGUUCAAGUAUUCGGAUCUGAACAGAUGGUCAAAGAUCUCAAUAAAGAACUUUUAAAACAGAGAGGGAACGUACCUACGUACUUGGAAAUUGCAGUUUUUAUUUAUGUUUUAGGUUUCAUCUGGGAAGAGACACAGGAAAUUUACGUAGAAGGAAUCCGUUCUUAUCUCCGAAACUUGUGGAAUUUUAUCGAUUUCACACGCAAUUCCCUUUACGUCGCUGUGGCGCUUUUACGUUUUGUGGCUUACAUUCAACAAACAGCCGAAAUAAAAAGGAACCCACAAGUCAGAUUUAUUCCAAGGGAACAGUGGGACGCGUUUGACCCUCAGCUUAUAGCAGAGGGGUUGUUUGCUGCUGCGAAUAUAUAG
Messenger RNA from Parnassius mnemosyne (clouded apollo), 1548 nucleotides. The record is from the annotation of a GenBank genome assembly. NCBI's taxonomy places the organism in Eukaryota, Metazoa, Arthropoda, Insecta, Lepidoptera, Papilionidae.